GCGCUUUCACCUUUGAUAGCUUGCGAAUUGACAAUUCAAUUCAAUUUCCCAUUCCUUCUCAAUUCACGUCUUUUUCGCAUUGCGCCAAACAACAUUGCGUUUGAAAUGAGAAGACGCAAUCCAAAAUGCAGUGCUAUGCCGAGUUGACGCCUCCGACGGCUGUCACACAUUCCUUGGUGCUAUCCUUCAUCUCGGCGCAAAGCAACAAUCUCGUUGUCGCAAGAGCAUCUAUCCUUCAGAUCUUCACCACUAAAUUGGUAUCUGCAGAGCUUGACAAAGCCCAGAAUGCUCAAUUGCAAUCCUCUAGGUCCGCCGAUCAUUACGACUCUCGAGUAAAUGAUGACGAUGGCCUCGAAGCUUCUUUCCUCGGCGGCGAAUCCCUGCUCGUUCGGUCGGAUCGAUCCAACUUCACGAAAUUGGUACUUGUUGCUGAAUUCCCACUGGCUGGGACUAUAACAGGACUUGCGCGCAUAGAGUCGAAGACGACCGCAUCCGGCGGGAAUGCCUUGUUGGUAGCAUUCAGAGACGCGAAGCUUAGUAUGGUCGAAUGGGAUCCCGAGAAGAAUUCGUUGAAUACCACCUCCAUACACUACUAUGAACAAGAGGACCUUCAAGGGAGUCCGUGGGCUGCUCCUCUAAGCCAAUAUGCCAAUUUCCUAGCAGCAGACCCGGGCAGCCGAUGUGCAGCCCUGAAAUUUGGGGCGCGGAGCCUUGCUAUUAUCCAAUUCAAGGGUGCAGAAGAAGAUAUAGACAUGGACGAUUGGGAUGAAGAGUUGGAUGGGCCAAGACCAGCGAAAGAAUUAUCCACUGCGCUCGCAAAUGGAAUUAGCAGCAGUCAAGAGACACCAUAUUCAACCUCAUUUGUUCUUCGACUGCCUAACCUUGACCCUGCUCUAAUCCACCCCGUACAUCUUGCCUUUCUCCACGAGUAUAGGGAACCGACGUUUGGCAUUUUAUCUUCGACUACAUCACCCUCUUUAGUCCUCGGUCGAAAAGACCAAUUAACGUAUAUGGUAUUUACUUUGGAUCUUAAUCAGAAGGCCUCUACAACCAUUCUAUCAGUGACAGGUCUUCCCCAAGAUUUGUUCCGCGUCAUCGCGCUGCCUGCGCCGGUCGGCGGUGCUCUCCUAGUCGGUACAAACGAACUUAUCCACAUCGACCAGUCUGGAAAAUCGCAUGGCGUAGGCAUAAAUCAAUUUGCAAGGCAAUCGACAUCUUUCAGCUUAGCUGAUCAAUCCGACCUUGCACUAAGGCUGGAAGGUUGUGAAAUCGAGGUUUUAUCCGCGGAAAAUGGUGAAUUUUUAAUGGUUCUUCGAGACGGUCGCCUUGCCAUGAUUACAUUCAGAGUUGAUGGUAGAAUCGUAUCUGGAUUAAGCGUUCGAUUAGUUUUACCAGAGGCCGGCGGGACUAUCAUACCGACUGGCGUUACAACCUUAAGUAAAGUGAAUAAAACUUGUGUAUUCGCUGGUAGCGAAGGUUCCGAUUCAUUGAUGAUCGGUUGGACACGCAAACAAAGUCAAUCUGGGAGGAGAAAACCACGUCUGCAAGACUCCUCAUUAGAGCUUGAUAUAGAUGAUGAGGAUAUGGAAGAUCUGGACGAUGACGAUGAUCUAUACGACGAAGAUGAUACAACGGCUAAGCAGCCCACGAAUAUGUCGAAGUCGGGAGAGCUCAUCUUUCGUAUACAUGAUCGCCUUCUAAGCAUCGCACCCAUAAGGGAUUUUGCCCUUGGGCAAGCGACAUCACCUAUAAAAGAAGAUGACACGAAUCAGGCCGGUGUUACGAGCGAGUUAAGCCUCGUGUGUGCAUGCGGUCAAGGAGAAGCCGGAUCUCUCGCUAUAAUUAACCGAGAAAUACAACCGAAAGUUAUUGGGCGCUUCGAAUUCCCAGAAGCACGGGGCUUCUGGACUAUGGACGCGCAGAAACCGAUACCGAAAGCGCUACAGGGUGAGAAGGGAGUUACAGCCAUAGCCGCGGACUAUGAUACGUCCGCGCAACAUGACCGUUUUAUGAUUGUUCCCAAGAUCGACUUGGAUGGAUACGAAACCUCGGACGUAUAUGCUUUAACAGGCGCAGGAUUUGAGGCCUUAACUGGAACAGAAUUUGAACCCGCUGCUGGAUUUACCAUUGAAGCUGGUACUAUGGGCAACCAUAUGAGAAUCAUUCAAGUUCUCAAAACCGCUGUCCACUGCUACGAUGGAGACUUUGGACUUACUCAGAUCCUACCAAUGCUCGACGAAGAGACAGGUGCAGAACCAAGGGUAAAUUUCGCAAGCAUUGUUGAUCCCUUCAUUCUACUAGUACGGGAUGACGCAAGUGUCUUCAUUGCUAAAAUAUUCAAAAACUUGGAACUCGAGGAACUUGAAAAGGAAGACUCGGCACUCACAUCCACGAAAUGGGCCACUGGCUGUUUAUACGAAGAUAGAACUGGCUUGUUCUCUCAAAGUCCCAGUGAUAAAGGCUUCAAGGAAGGUGAAAAUAUAGUAAUGUUUUUGCUCAGCAAGGCUGGAGCACUACAUGUAUACUCCCUACCCAAUCUCUCGAGUCCUGUUUAUGUUGCAGAAGGCUUGCCAUUCGUGCCUCCAGUACUUUCAGCCAAUUUUGCAGCAAGGCGGGGAACUGCUAAAGAUAUCAUAAAGGAAAUAUUAGUAGCCGAUCUUGGUGAUCUGACAUCGACGUACCCCUAUUUAAUUGCUCGACAUGAUAACGAUGACAUAACGAUAUACCAACCCUUCCGUAUCCCUUCAACGGAGUCACAAGAGCUUUCUACGACUCUUCACUUCCAGAAACUUCCUAAUCCCGUUCUAGCCGACGAUCCAAUAAUACCUUUAGAUGAUGAAGAUGAAAUACAACAACAGACACCACCUAUGCGCCGAUGUGACAACAUUGGCGGAUAUAAGACAGUAUUCUUGCCAGGAAGUUCCCCAAGCUUCGUCCUCAAAUCGUCAAAGACUCUGCCAAAGGUCCUAAGAUUACAAGGUGAUGGGGUUAGGGGCAUGAGCCCAUUUCACACUGAAGGCUGUGAGCGUGGCUUUAUAUAUGCAGAUUCCAAAGGUAUCGCACGUGUUUCCCAGAUACCGACCCGCAACAGCAGUUAUGCCGAAAUAGGCAUGUCCCUCAGGAAAAUCCCUCUAAACACCGACAUACACUCUAUUACCCAUCAUCCACCCUCUGGUACGUUCGUCGUGGGUUGCGAUACACUAGAACCGUUCGAAUUGCCGAAAGAAGACGACUAUCAUAAAGAAUGGCAGCAAGAAAAAGAUCUUGCCUUUAAGCCCUCAGUUCGGCGCGGCCAGAUCAAAUUAAUAAACCCUAGUAAUUGGACGAUCAUUGACACUAUCGAGAUGGAACCCUGCGAGAUGGUAAUGUGUGUAGAGACUGUCAACCUUGAAGUCUCGGAGUCGACGAAUGAACGAAAGCAUCUUAUCACUGUCGGCACAGCAGUAUCUCGUGGCGAAGAUCUCCCCAUUAGAGGCAGAGUCCUCGUGUACGAUAUCGUGACCGUCAUUCCCGAACCGGGAAAACCAGAGACAAACAAGAAGCUCAAGCUGAUCGCAAACGAAGAUAUUCCUAGGGGUGCAGUUACGGCUCUUUCUGAGAUUGGCACACAAGGUCUAAUGUUGGUGGCUCAAGGGCAGAAGUGCAUGGUUCGUGGGUUGAAGGAGGAUGGGACUCUAUUACCCGUUGCAUUUAUGGAUAUGAGUUGCUACGUGACAGCGGUUCGCGAACUCAAGGGCACUGGUCUUUGCCUUAUGGCUGAUGCCGUCAAGGGUGUCUGGUUCACAGGCUACACAGAAGAACCCUACAGGAUGGUGCUCUUUGGAAAGAGUUCUACCAAAUUGGAGAUACUCACGGUAGAGUUUCUCCCAGAUGGGAAUGAGCUGUUGAUCGUGGCCUGUGAUUCAGAUGGUGGAAUCCAUAUUCUACAAUUUAAUCCCGAUCAUCCAAAAUCCCUACAAGGCCAUCUUCUUCUCCACCGAACCACAUUUUCAGCUGGUGCGCAUCCUCCCACGCGUAGCAUGCUACUUCCUCGUACCUUACCCGCCGACUCCGACUACCUAGCUCAAUCUGCUACAAACAACGCUACUCCAGCCAACGGAGCAUCAACCGAUGGCAACACUACUAGAGAAUCAUCUCCCUCUCCACAAGCUCCUCCUUCUAUUAUCCUCUUUUCUUCUCCUACAGGUGCUCUUGCCACACUCGCACCGCUCUCCGAGCCCCAGUACCGCCGGCUGUCGUUCCUGACGGGUCAAGUGCUCUCAUCGCUGCCGCACCACAGUGGGCUCAACCCCAAGGAGUAUCGCGCCCCAGCCGCUGUCCAAGCAGGUGUCGUGGGUCGUCUUCCUCCAGGGGUUGACGCCGGUGCGGGACGUGCGGUUGUGGAUGGAGCACUGCUGGCGAGGUGGAAUGAGCUUGGUGCUGGUCGACGUGCGGAGAUUGCCGGCAGAGUUGGAUUUGCGGCAGGCGCCGAGGAGGUUAGGGAUACGUUGAGAGAAGUUCUAGGAGCGGCUGGAUUAGGGUAUUUGUGAUGAGUUGAGGAGCGAGGGGCGUUUUUGAGUAAGAUAGGAAGAAAAGAGAGGUGGUCAUGAAAGUAGAAUGCGGAUUCGCGAAAUUAUAUCGAUUCGUGAAGAUUUGUAUUCUGGAAGUCUCGACCGCAAAAGUCCGACACUUAAAAGAUCUGCUUUCGCCGAAAAGAUCAAGAGACAGCAGCAGACACUAUUUAGUGUACAAAUAAUACCUGACAAUCACAGAAUUUGAAUUGGCUUAAACAUGAAGUAUUUCUUUU
Molecule: messenger RNA, 4786 nt
Organism: Hypoxylon trugodes
Lineage: Eukaryota; Fungi; Ascomycota; Sordariomycetes; Xylariales; Hypoxylaceae
Product: CPSF A subunit region-domain-containing protein
Exons: 5
Coding region: 126-4529 (1467 amino acids)
Cellular component (GO): nucleus; mRNA cleavage and polyadenylation specificity factor complex
Molecular function (GO): nucleic acid binding; protein binding
Source: RefSeq, a predicted model, not a curated record